Molecule: messenger RNA, 9191 nt
Organism: Chinchilla lanigera (long-tailed chinchilla)
Lineage: Eukaryota; Metazoa; Chordata; Mammalia; Rodentia; Chinchillidae
Gene: Trim71
Product: tripartite motif containing 71, E3 ubiquitin protein ligase
Exons: 6
Coding region: 643-3297 (884 amino acids)
Biological process (GO): proteasome-mediated ubiquitin-dependent protein catabolic process; protein polyubiquitination
Molecular function (GO): protein binding; ubiquitin protein ligase activity; zinc ion binding
Source: RefSeq, a predicted model, not a curated record
UGCGCCCGGCAGUGCGCCAGCCCCGAGCGCUGAACGCCGGGCCACCCAGGAGCCCUUGGCCGCCGCGUCAUGUGGUGGGGCGGCCGGCGUCGCGCGGGGGGACACCGGCUUGGCGACGCGCUGCUCUCGCCUUUAAGAGUUCGGGGCGCCUUCCCCUCUCAACAGACUAAAUCCGUUUAAAGGAAAGCAACACACCACAUACUCGUCGAACCAAAUUCUGCUCUCGCCGGGACUGGGGUUGCACAGCGGACUCUCCAUUUGGGGACUCCUCGGUUAGCGCAGAGCGAAGCCCCGGCUGGCUCCAGGGAGCACGCUGACCUCCCAAGCCCCAGCUCGCCCUUCGCGUGUCGGGGCUUGUUCCGCGUUCCCGCUUCGGAGAGUACUCGGGCCCUCGCGUCCUCCGGCAGGAAUCUGUCGCUCCGAGAGGGUGGCAUUUAAUGCCCGCAGUGUUGGGGCUGGCGACGCGCGGGCCGGACGUGGGGAGGUCGAGGAGCCUGCGUCGCUCUGGUGUCGGCUCCCGGAUUGCAGGCCUAAUCGAUGCAUUUUUCUGAGUGAGUCGGUGGCUCCCCCACCCACCUCGUCCGAUCUUUCCCCACCUCCUCCUCCUCUCUGGUCUCCUCCCUCCUCUGGGCCGGGCUGCAAAUGGCUUCUUUUCCCGAGACCGACUUCCAGAUCUGCCUGCUCUGCAAGGAGAUGUGCGGCUCGCCGGCGCCGCUCUCCUCCAACUCGUCCGCGUCAUCCUCGUCCUCGCAGACGUCCACCUCGUCCGCGGGCGGCGGCGGGGGUCCCGGGGCGGCGGCGCGCCGCCUGCACGUCCUGCCCUGUCUGCACGCCUUCUGCCGCCCCUGCCUCGAGGCGCACCGGCUGCCCGCGGCGGGCGGCGGCGCUCCGGGAGAGCCUCUCAAGCUGCGCUGCCCGGUGUGCGACCAGAAAGUGGUGCUGGCCGAGGCGGCGGGCAUGGACGCGCUGCCUUCAUCCGCCUUCCUGCUCAGCAACCUGCUUGACGCCGUGGUGGCCACGGCCGACGAGCCGCCGCCCAAGAACGGACAACUGUCCAACAGCCUCAGGCACCACCCAGAUGGCUGUGGGGCCAUCACCCGGUCGCCUUCCCUGAACAGCUGUCUCCUGCCCCCUGCUCCCGCGUUACAACUCAAAAGGGAACUGGCCCCUCAGCCGAGCAGAAUUCAGAUUCGUUUAAUUCCACGGAUACAAAUGCACCAACUGUGUGAUGUUUUGGUGUUGAUCACAGAUGUAGAACCUUUAAGAAAACGUACAACCGGGGAUGAAAGCUCGUGCGAUGAGGGCAACGCGGCCUCAUCGCGUUGCCUCGACUGCCAGGAGCACCUGUGCGACAACUGCGUCCGGGCGCACCAGCGCGUGCGCCUCACCAAAGACCAUUACAUCGAGCGCGGCCCCCCGGGUCCCGCGGCCGCGGCCGCGGCGCAGCAGCUGGGGCUCGGGCCGCCCUUCCCCGGCGCGCCCUUCUCCAUACUCUCGGUGUUUCCCGAGCGCCUCGGCUUCUGCCAGCACCACGACGACGAGGUGCUGCAUCUGUACUGUGACACAUGCUCCGUGCCCAUCUGUCGUGAGUGCACCAUGGGCCGGCAUGGGGGCCACAGCUUCAUCUACCUCCAAGAGGCGCUGCAGGACUCCAGGGCACUCACCAUCCAGCUGCUGGCGGACGCACAGCAGGGUCGCCAGGCCAUCCAGCUGAGCAUCGAACAGGCCCAGACAGUGGCAGAACAGGUGGAGAUGAAGGCCAAGGUGGUACAGUCGGAGGUGAAAGCUGUCACAGCAAGGCAUAAGAAGGCCUUGGAGGAGCGUGAGUGCGAGCUGCUGUGGAAGGUAGAGAAGAUCCGCCAGGUGAAAGCCAAGUCUCUAUAUCUGCAGGUAGAGAAGCUACGGCAAAACCUCAACAAGCUGGAGAGCACGAUCAGUGCUGUGCAGCAGGUCCUGGAGGAGGGUAGGGCACUGGACAUUCUGCUUGCCCGAGACCGGAUGCUGGCCCAGGUGCAGGAGCUGAAGACCGUGCGGAGCUUCCUGCAGCCCCAGGAAGAUGAUCGAGUUAUGUUCACACCCCCUGACCAGGCUCUGUACCUUGCCAUCAAGUCCUUUGGCUUUGUUAGCAGUGGGGCCUUUGCACCUCUCACUAAGGCCACAGGUGAUGGCCUCAAGCGGGCCCUCCAGGGUAAGGUGGCCUCAUUCACUGUCAUUGGCUAUGACCAUGACGGUGAGCCCCGCCUCUCAGGGGGUGACCUAAUGUCAGCUGUGGUGCUGGGCCCUGAUGGUAACCUGUUCGGGGCAGAGGUGAGUGAUCAGCAGAAUGGGACUUAUGUGGUGAGCUACCGGCCCCAGCUCGAGGGUGAGCAUCUGGUGUCAGUGACCAUGUGCAACCAGCAUAUUGAGAACAGCCCCUUCAAGGUGGUGGUCAAGUCAGGCCGCAGCUAUGUGGGCAUUGGGCUUCCGGGCCUGAGCUUUGGCAGUGAGGGUGACAGUGAUGGCAAGCUCUGCCGCCCUUGGGGGGUGAGUGUAGACAAGGAGGGCUACAUCAUUGUCGCCGACCGCAGCAAUAACCGCAUCCAGGUGUUCAAGCCCUGUGGCUCCUUCCACCACAAAUUUGGCACCCUGGGUUCCCGGCCUGGACAGUUCGACCGGCCUGCUGGAGUGGCCUGUGACACUUCACGCAGGAUUGUGGUGGCUGACAAGGACAAUCAUCGUAUCCAGAUCUUCACCUUUGAGGGCCAGUUCCUCCUCAAGUUUGGUGAGAAAGGAACCAAAAAUGGGCAGUUCAACUACCCUUGGGAUGUGGCAGUAAAUUCUGAGGGCAAGAUCCUGGUCUCAGACACCCGGAACCACCGCAUCCAGCUGUUUGGGCCUGAUGGGGUCUUCCUGAAUAAGUAUGGCUUUGAGGGGGCCCUCUGGAAGCACUUUGACUCCCCGAGGGGUGUGGCCUUCAACCAUGAGGGUCACUUGGUGGUCACCGACUUCAACAACCACCGGCUUCUGGUCAUUCACCCCGACUGUCAAUCAGCACGCUUCCUGGGCUCAGAGGGCACCGGCAAUGGGCAGUUCCUGCGCCCACAAGGCGUGGCAGUGGAUCAGGAAGGGCGCAUCAUCGUGGCUGAUUCCAGGAACCACCGGGUACAGAUGUUUGAGGCCAACGGCAGCUUCCUGUGCAAGUUUGGUACUCAGGGCAGUGGCUUUGGGCAAAUGGACCGCCCCUCUGGCAUCACUAUUACCCCCGAUGGAAUGAUCGUUGUGGUGGACUUUGGCAACAAUCGAAUCCUCAUUUUCUAAUUGUAUCUACUAGGUUUCUGGGUUUGGGGUGUGCCUGUGUGCGUCUCUCUCUUUUUGAAUUUCGAAGAAGAAGCAGUCUCAGGGAAAUUUCUUUUUUUCUUUUUUUAUUUUAAAGAGAACAAGAAAAGUACAACAUUGCUUAAGUCCUACCUCAUCUUUAUUUUUUUACAGAUGAAUGUACUUAUCUUUUGUGCAGGGAUUGAGCCUGUGAAGUGAUAAUUUCUAUCUACCUCAUAAGUCUUCACAUUUCCUUCUCCAACAGGCCAUCUUCCCUUCCCCAGUGGAGUUCUCAUUUCCCUCUUCCCUGGUGUGGGGCGUAAUAUGCACAAGCCUAGCAUCUCUGUGGCUGGGAGGGCACUGCAUGUGUGUGGCGGGGUGGAUUCUGUAGCUUAAGCUAAGGAAACACAAUAGGAGAAAACAAAAAAAACUAAUGUGGGGAGAAUAGGAUUUAAAAUUCAUAAUGCUAGAGUAUUUGUAUUCUUGAGAAUAAUGCUGUGUUGUUGGGGUUAGAUUGUGUUGUGUGGUUUGAUCUUUUCUGGAAAGUCUUUUUUUUUUUAAUGCUGCAACAGAGGAGUUUUCCUUUGUUCUCUUUUAUUACCUCAGUGUGUCUCACAUCUUCUGCAUCUUUUCUUAUUCCUAGGAGAUAUGGCUGUGGCUUGCUAGCCAAGAAAAGCAGACCAUUCAUGUUUUAGGGUAUCUAGUCUUUAUCUUUCUUUUAAGGUAGGAUGUGUGUGUGUAUUUUAAAGCCAUCUUCUGCCCAGAUAGUAAAGCUGAAAAUGACACACCACACCCUAGGGAACCUGUUCCCAUUUUGGUUUCUACAAAAUAGGUGUAGCUCAGGAUUCUUAAUUAAAAGUAUUCAAAAAGCUGAGUAUUCGUAUUUUGUUGUUGGUUAUAAAGCAUUAAGUGGAAGGAAGAAGAAAACGAACCUCAUUCUCAGAGGGUUUUCAGACGUGGACUGCCAUGCUGAGAGAGGAAGUAGAGGGCACUAGGGAAGGGAAGCAAGGCACCCCCAAACUAGGGAUUCUUCUGCAGGGGCGGGGCUGGCCCCUGACCACAGAGUGAAUGUUCUGUAAUGCUAGGAGCUUAUUUUCCUAAGAAGUAUAGGCAGAGGAAUAACUUUUAUUUUAAAAGCACAAUUUUUUCCUGCUUUGGAAAUUCAGGGAAGUAUAGUAUUUGAACCUCAAAUUAAUGGGAGCAGCCCAUUUUCAAAACCUCUGCGUGGGUCACUUUUACAGGAUUGUUGUCCCCACCCCACCCCAGGCAUCCUGUAGGAAAGACCUCAUGGCUGAGGUGAAUUUUCCCCCAAGGCCUUUGAAUGUAAAGGAUUUGUAAACCAAAUCACCCCAACCUGAAAUGUAGGAUAUAAUACCUUUUUUUGAAACAUAUAACUUGGUACCAAAGAAUGAAUAUGUGUAAGCCAGACUUACACUACAGGAUGGGGGUGGCAUGGUGUAUGUGUCACUUUACAGGAUGGGUUUUUUGUGAGCUGGACUUGGGUGCAAAAUGCUUUAUUGUUUGCCUUUCAGUUGGAAAGCAAAUGUAGCCGAAUCUUUGCUUUUUAGAACCCACGUGGGUCCCUUUAUUCAUUCCUCCAGAUACUGAAGUAAGAACCAGUUCUGGGGUAGCUGUCCUUAGGAAAAUAGAUGCUCUCAGAUGUUCAGUUGCCUAGAAGGGCAACCUGUAUUUGCAACAGUCAGUCUAAUGCAUCAGUUUCUGUUCCGCGUGUUUGAGGUUUCUGUCUCAAAAGUGGAGUUUUUAAAUGAACAGAGAAAUUUACAAAUUGAGCAGUUUACUUUUUUUAGUCCAAAAAAGGGGGAUGGAUUAAUGUGACAAAUCAAACUACUUUCCCCCCCACUUAUUUCUGAUACUUAAUUUAUCACUUUGAGAGGCCCUCUUUCAUUGCUUUAUUCUAGGGUUUCUGGGUUACCAAAGUGAGGGGGUUACUUCACCAAGCAGAUCUGCACACAGUCAGAGAUGCAUGAAGUGGAAAGACCUUCCACCACUAAACAUUCUCACUGUUUCUGUUGUUGGGGUAACUUGGAGGUGGUUUCCCCCUCCUCUCAGCUGUCUACUAGAUCACAGUUUAAGCACCAAAGACAACUGGUUUUUAAUGCUUAAAAUUUAUUUUAUUGAAGAAACGCAUCUUGAUAAAAGCUUUCUCAGAAACCAAAGUCAUAAUUAUGACUGGGGAAAGUCAUUUCAGUUAAUCACUGGCCUUUUAUUUUUUAUUUCUGUGAUCAUCUUCACUCUGUUUCCUUCUCAACUUUCCCAUAUGUGGGGAGGUAUUGGGUGCUGAUCGAGGCAUUUAGUUGGUGAAUAGCAGUAGAUGUAAAUACUUAACAUUUCACUGUGGAUUUGGUUGUAAAACCGGGGUUUCUGCUUCAUGGCUAAACUUGUUAGAUCUUAGUGUAGAGCAAGCAGCCUGCAGUCUUGGAACAAGCAGGGCCCUCUGAGGUGGGUGUGUGGAGUGGAGCGUUCCUGCUGCUGUCUCUUCCAUGUAUGUUGGUUUGGCCCUUUACCUUUCUGAACUCAGAAAGUGGCAUCUGUAAAACAUGGUCACAUUUGGGGAACUUUUGUUUAUAAAACAGUUGGUCAUUUGUGGCUGCUGGAGAUUGAUGCCUGACCCUUAGGGAUUGGUGCUAAGCACUUUGGAGAGUGUGUUCUGUAUAGUGAGGAUUGUUCCAAGUCAGUGAAAGAUGGUAAAAGCUAACUUGGUGCUCCCUAGUGUGAGGCUGUCUAAAGCAUGUGUUCUGAUGCUUAUCUCCAUAAUGGGGUGAUGCCAGAGUAGAUGAGAGUUGGGUCAGAGGAGUCUUCAAUGGGUGAAAAUUUAAAGUCUUGGGUGCAGAGAAGGAGAAUAAAAUGUCUGUAGGGAAUAAGUGUUCAUUAGCUAAUACUCCCCAUAUCGGUCUGAUACGGUUAAGUGGCAGGAAUAGGAAGGUAGGCUGUAAGGUCAGUUUAUAUUUGGAGGUACCCAUUAAAGGCUGUAAGGUCAGUUUAUAUUUGGAGGUACCCAUUAGUGUUGUAUAUAUAGGCUAUAUAGGUUUCAAUAUUGGUGUUAAUGUUUAAUGGAAAUCUGCAUAACCCCAUAGGUGUUGGCACCGACUUAGCAUCUCAAGACUGCAGUCUGUAAGUAAAAGUAGUCACUUUCUGUCAGUUCGGUCACGAAAAGCAAUCCUGUCUCAGAACCUGCGUUCUGUUGUGGCUGGCAGGUCGCACUCAAUUGGCUGGAGCCCAGUGGCCGCAGCUGCUCCCCAAGUGCACUAAGGCUGGAGCCCAGUGGCCACAGCUGCUCCCCAAGUGCACUAAGUCCUUAAUCAGUGCCCUUUUAAGUUUGACUUACUUAGGGAGACACACAUGAGUACCACGAACAGAACCUAAAUUAAUUUUUGGGCCAAAGAAGUUGCCAGAAUCAAGGCACUUUGUUAUCAAUUUGGAAGAGAAUAGCUUGAAGUCAGCUCAGCCCGAUUUUACUCUAAGCCAAAGCUUAUUUCAGGAGGGAUGUCUUUUAGGCUUGAAGCAGGAGAGUGCUGUUUGUAUUAUGUGUUGUCUUCUUAUUUGGAAGAUUCUAAGAUUGCUAUGUUCUGGUAGAUAGUGAAAGAUAUGCCAAAGUUUUAGGCUUGUUUUUUUCUGUUUAAAACAUUCAGUGGUGCCAAAAAAUAUUUAUGGUGUUUAUUAAGAACAUCUCUCUCACUGAGUUUCCAACAGUCUGGGGCUGUAUAAAAGUCAAACUCUGUGCUUGCACGUGAUGGUUGUCUAGGGCCAGGGCCUCCCCAGGCCCUACAGCUUUCUCAGGCUUCCUGCGGGCCCCAGGUCAGAGGACACAAGUGUACAGGACAUCCUAUAUGUCCUGGGGUACGGGACGUGCUAUACUGACGGCUCCUUGUUCAGGUUCUACCUCACUUGCAGUGAAAGUUUCAUCUACCUCAUGUUAGCAUCCAAAGGGUCUUGAAAAGAAUAGUAUUAAUCCAGUGGAAAGUAGGUGGAAGUGGGAAGCUACCUUUAGAACAACUAUUUUCAUAAAUCUAGAACUGUUUCUCCAAGAAGAAAUGUUGGACCUUUAAAAAGAUGUCAGGUAAAUGUAGUCAUAAAUUCAAGUAGUUCUUAAACAACCUCUCUCAACUUCCAAAAGAUUGACGCAUGCCUUUCCAUGCUGCUCAGUGUUACGAGACUACUGGGUGAUCUGACCAAUUGCAGGACUUACUGUCAAAGACCGUUAGGUCUCUCUUCAAGAGAAAAAUGUUUUACCUGUUUUUGAAUGUUUGCAAAUAGACCCUUUUAGGGGAGAUUGUAAAGUCCUGAUUGUAAACAUCAAUUAUUUGAAGGGAAUGAGAAUUCUUUUGACUUUGUGAUUGUAUCUGUAGCUUCUGGACCCAGCAGGAGGAUGUUCAUCACCAUGAUGUUGCAGCACUCACUGUUCCCACUGAGCAGUGGCUGGGAAGUGUGUAUUGGUGUUUUGUUAUGUGUUUUAAUUUUUUUCUACCAAAGGUAACAUGUUGACGGGUUGCUUUUUUUGUUUUUGUUUUUUUCUCCUUUCCAUGUUUGUUAAAUACUUGAUAAUAAAUUUGAGAAGCACAUUAUCAGGAUAUAUACUGUAUUGACCUUCUACCUCUUCUUCUGUGGUUAAUAUUUGGUUUGACUGGAAGAGGGGAUUCUAAGACCACUCUUACUAAAUCAUGAGUUGGGUUUAUAAAUGUCAUGGUGAAAAAAAUACCUCAACAAUGUCUCUUUAAAACUGAUCUUACGGGUUAACAAGCCAGCCUGGUGGGAUGUUUUCCAUCAUCAUUUAACCAGUAAUGGUUCUAAAAGUUUUGUGUAUCCACAUGGUCUUAGACCUCAUUUUAAUGAUUGUAUUAACUUUCGAGCUCAGGUAGUAUUUUUCCUAAGGCUAUCUCAGAGCACACUGGCUGAAUGUUGGCGUGUGUAGCAAGUUGUUUACUUUCUUUACAUAACCAGCUCUGUAAUAGUUCUUUAUGUUUCUAGCAGUCUGUUAGUUGUCUUUCUUCAGAGGGAGAUUUUUCACACUUACGGGGUUUUCUUGUUUUUAGGUGGUAAGAUGUUUCCUUUCUUCUUUUCCCUUAUUGUCAGUGCAGGUGAGGGUGGGUGGGUAAAGGGAUGUUUUAAACUAGCAUAUUAAGAAUAGUUGGGGGUGGGAGGGUUGUUAGUAUUUUUUAUAUAAAUCUUGCUUAAUAAUGUCCAUUAGCUCUAAUGCCUGGUCAUAAAAAUGCUUUAAUUUUUAAGUAUAGAAUACAUGACUCGGUUGAGUCUUUUACUUUUUUUUUUUUUUUAAAGAAAUUUAAAUGACAGGAUUGGGGGAAAAGUAGCAAAAAGACAUGUUGGAUGAUUAAGUUAAACCUCUAAUUUUUAUUAUUUGUGCAAGGCAAAUUGAUACAAGCAGUAUGCACCCCCUGAAUACCUCCCUGGCUGCAGAAGCCAUGCAGCAAGCCUGUCUGGGUGCUGGCUGCCUUGUGCCACAUUUUACACGGCACUGCCUUGGUAGUGCGUGUCCCAUCCCAUCAUUUCGUGGAUAGGUGGAGAGAUAGAUUUUCCUCCAAACCUUUAGGCAGAAGUGGGUUUCUGUUUGGGUUAUGUUUUUCCCCUCUUGGUUAUUGCUUUUAAAUCUUAAACAUAAAUAGUCAGGCCGCAGGCAUGACAGGCAAUGAGCAGGUGAAAAACCAAUGGAAGAGUGUUCCAAAACUCCUGUGUUAGCUAACAGGCUUCUGAAUGUAUCGCUGUGGUCCACAGAGAAGGCUGGAGAAGGUAGCAAGGAGAUGCUGUAUCAGCUACUACAGCCUUAAAACAAAGUUGGUGUCUCUUUGGACUUUAAAAUUGUUCCUAUGCAGCUUAUUUUAUUUUUGUUUAAUCAAAUAAACAAGAGGGUUUUUCAACAUGGA